This is a messenger RNA of Striga asiatica, 402 nucleotides long. NCBI's taxonomy places the organism in Eukaryota, Viridiplantae, Streptophyta, Magnoliopsida, Lamiales, Orobanchaceae. The record is from the annotation of a GenBank genome assembly.
AUGUUCGAUUCUUCCCAUAUAAGCAAUGGUCCCCACAGGCUGUUUGCCACUCCCAAGCUGGGAGACGGAAAAUUGCACCAGAAAAAUGGGGACUAUGGGAGUAAAGCUAUGUACAGGAAAAACAUGCUUGCAGCUAGCAAUUUCACAGGCUAUCCAACUGGAGGGCAAAAGAUACAUGUUUCACUUUAUUUAUCCUUGUCCCUUCUUCAAGAAGAAACUAAACUGCUAUACAAAUGGGGGGAACUACCUGUAGUUGCAGGACAACGUUGUCUCCUUCAUAUGUACAAGCUGGAACAUAUACUGCAAAUAAUUCUGGUAGCCCACUGCUACAAAGGUAACCAUGGCCACCACAUAACUUCCGGCAUUCUUCAAUGCCGUCCUGUGGCAAGAAGCAAAGGAUGA